UUCGCGAGGUCAACAGCUGAUUUUGUACCUUUGUUUUUCCACUUCGAGGGGGGGCUCGUGAGUGUUUUUCCUUUUCCUUUAUUUUCGGUUUUCCCGUGUGUCCCACCGUUCUUUUUUUUUCCGAUUGUGAUAAACUUUUCCUAAACGAAACCUAUUUUUAAGUUUUGAACCUAAACGAAUCGAGUAAAACAUGUUGUGCAAGUUCCCAUGUGCUGCGAACUGUAUUUGAAAACAAACUAAGAAGAUUUGUUUGAAAUUUCGCCGUCCAUUGACCGUACUGUAGAACUAUUUCAAGGUGCCUCGUUAGUUUUUCGGUGGUAAGAACAAAGGAGUAAAACCGCUGAAAGUGUUACGGAUAUUUGUGUGUUUUUAUUUGGAAACUCGCGUUAAUCGCGUGGCAGAUGUGAUACGAAAUAUUUACAAACAAACUAGUGUGCAGUUAGCUUGUGUUGUUACAGUGGAACGAAUCACUUGGACGAAUUAAUGGAUAGUCACUCAAGUCGGUCCAAGCAAUAAUUACGAUUAGUUCGUUAGUUAGGCUACUAGGAAAGAACCAACCAGAAUAAAAAUGACAAAUAAAGAUUAUCCUCAAUGCAACGGAUCGCAGCCAUCGGCGAAUCACAAAAAUGGCAUCAACAACGACGCGAUGUCCGUGUCCAGCUACAAGGGUUCGAAGGACAUUCUGAACGUGAAAUUCAACAAACCGCCGGAGAAAUCUAACAAUAGUGUCAGCAGUACUCAACCCGUGUCGUACUUCAAAUUGUUUCGCUUUGCCACAUGGGGAGAAAUAAGUGCCACAAUUCUGGGAGUGAUAUUGGCCUCGAUUGCGUCGUUGGGACUACCCUACGGUGUUAUACUGUACGGUGAAUACACGACGUUGCUGGUGGACCGAACAAUCGGAAUCGGAAAAUCCACCGACACAGCUAUUCUGUCGAUGUUUGGCGGUGGACAAGUGCUGGUGAAUGCCAGCGCGGAAGAAAACCGCUUGGCCAUCCUAGAGGAUGCCAAAGCCUUCGGAUUGGGCGUGUUGUUUGUGUCAUUGUUUCAGUUCCUAGCCGCUGCGCUCAGCGUAGACAUGAUCAACCGGUCGGCGAACCGGCAGAUCAGCAGGGUACGAAAGUUGUUCCUACGGGCGGUCCUCCGGCAGGACAUGACCUGGUAUGAUCUUAACAGUGAUGACAAUUUCGCCGUGCGAAUUACAGAUGAUCUUGAUAAAUUGAAAGAAGGCAUCGGUGAGAAGCUUUCCAUCUUUACGUACUUAGUGAUGUCUUUCACCAUAUCUGUGAUAUUUUCGUUCUUCUACGGAUGGAAGCUGACACUAGUUAUUCUAAGCUGUGCACCAAUUAUUAUCCUAGCCACCGCUAUAGUAGCUAAGAUGCAAAGCACGUUAACGGAAAAGGAGUUGAAGGCUUAUUCUUCCGCGGGAACUGUUGCGGAAGAAGUUCUUGGUAGCAUUCGCACCGUAGUGGCAUUUGGGGGUGAAAUGAAAGAACUGGACCGAUAUCGCAAUCGCCUUAGCUCUGCGGAGAGUAACGGUCGCAAGAAAGGUCUCUUUUCCGGAAUUGGAGGCGGUAUCAUGUGGUUCAUUAUCUACUGCUGUUAUGCGCUAGCUUUCUGGUACGGAAUCAGCCUGAUCCUCGAAGAUCGUGGAAAAGACGUCAAAGAUUACACACCAGCCGUGUUGAUCAUUGUUCUGUUCGGCGUUCUGGCUGGAGCUCAAAAUCUUGGCCUAUCGUCUCCUCAUUUGGAAGCCUUUUCAACAGCAAAGGGUUCGGCCUCUUCAAUUUUCUCGGUUAUCGAUAGGAUACCGAUGAUUGAUUCCAUGGGAGAAAGUGGCCUUAAACCACUUUCUAUCAAUGGAAACAUCACCUUUACGGGUGUGCAGUUCCGAUAUCCCGCAAGAAGUGACGUUCAGGUUUUGCAAGGAUUAAACCUAACGAUCGAGGCAGGAAAGACUGUUGCAUUAGUUGGCCCAUCAGGAUGUGGAAAAUCGACGUGUCUUCAACUGAUCCAGCGGCUGUAUGAUCCCUUGAAUGGUAAUGUUACCAUCGAUGGUAUCAAGAUAAACGAGUUGAACAUCACUUGGCUCCGAUCGUUUAUAGGUGUGGUCGGUCAGGAACCGGUCCUCUUCGCAACCAGUAUCGCGGAGAACAUUCGCUACGGGAAUCCGGAGGCUAGUCAACUAGAAAUAGAAAAAGCAGCUAAAAUUGCCAAUUGCCACAGCUUCAUCACCAAGCUUCCAAAUGGUUAUCAUACCCUUAUUGGUGAACGAGGAGCCCAGCUAUCUGGUGGGCAGAAGCAACGAAUUGCCAUAGCAAGAGCAUUGGUUCGUAAUCCGAAAAUUCUCCUGUUGGACGAAGCAACUUCUGCUUUGGAUCCAAACUCUGAACGGCGUGUUCAGGAUGCUCUCGAAAAGGCCAGCCGAGGCCGCACGACACUGGUGGUGUCGCACCGGCUGUCGACGAUAACCAAUGCGGACAAGAUUGUCUACAUCGAUAAAGGCGUUGUGGCAGAGCAGGGUACUCACGAAGAACUGAUGGCGAAAAAGGGACUGUAUUACAACCUGGUUAUUGCCAGUGGGUCGCAAAGGAAGGAUGAAGAUGAAAUCGACGCUAUUAAGGAGCUUAGUCAGGUGGGGCCCAAGAGUGAGUCUGUGGACGAUGAUGUAUGCUCGGAUGAUGAAUCUGAUUCCAGCAAGUCGGCAGAAGCGAUCGUGGACGACAAGGAAGACGUGUAUCCUGUUUCAGUGUUUAGAUUGGUGAAGUUAAAUUCUCCCGAAUGGCCGUACAUUUUGUUCGGCUGUGGAGCUGCCAUGGUUGUAGGAGCGUCAUUCCCGUUGUUUGCCGUGUUGUUUGGUGAAAUGUAUGGCAUUCUAUCAGUAGCCGAUCCGGAAUACGUUAAGGAAGAAUCAAACUUUUACUCACUGCUUUUCCUGGUACUCGGUUUGGUGACCGGUCUAGGAACAUUCUUCCAAACGUACCUAUUCAAUAUCGCUGGAGUUCGACUGACAUCCCGGCUGCGACAGAAAACUUUCAAGGCAAUCAUCAGCCAGGAGAUGGCGUGGUUCGAUGAGUCUAACAAUGCUGUGGGUGCACUUUGCGCUCGCUUGUCCGGAGAUUGUGCUAGUGUUCAAGGUGCCACGGGCACACGCAUCGGCUCUCUACUACAAGCUGCUUCAACAAUCUGCAUUGGCGUUGGAAUAUCUCUCUACUAUUCAUGGAACCUGACGCUCGUCUCAGUAGUCGCUAUUCCCAUAGUUCUGGGAUCAAUCAUGCUGGAGUCUUGGUAUACGGAGUCCAGUGGUCUGAAGGAGAAACAGUCGCUGGAAAGUGCGAUCAAACUGGCUGUAGAAGCUAUUUCAAACAUCCGAACUGUGGCCAGUUUAGGUCAGGAGCCUUAUGUUUUGGAACGAUACUACAAAGAAAUCGCCAAAGUUGAUGAAGCAUGCAAGAAGAAGACCAGAUUGCGGGGAGUGGUAUUUGCGUUGGGACAAAUAAUGCCAUUUAUGGGUUACGGCCUGGCGUUGUUCUACGGUGGUAAACUAGUUUCCGAAGCUGAACUGGAAUACAAAGAUGUAAUCAAGGUAUCUGAAGCACUGAUUUUUGGAGCAUGGAUGCUGGGACAGGCCUUGGCUUACGCCCCAAACGUUAAUUCGGCGAUGCUGUCCGCUGGACGUCUUAUGAAACUACUUGACCGCACACCAAAAAUGCACAAUCCAUCAAAUUCCUACCACUCGACAAUUGAGAAUCACGAAGGCAAUAUUAAAUACACCAACGUUGAAUUCCGCUAUCCUACACGACCUACGAUCCCUAUUCUACAGGGGCUUAACUUGGAAAUCAAGCAAGGUAACACCGUGGCCUUGGUUGGACCAUCUGGAUGUGGCAAAUCAACUUGCAUUCAGUUGCUCCUACGCUACUAUGACCCAGACAGUGGCAAAGUUGACAUUGACGGCACUACGACAACCGAGUUUCAGCUUGGCCGUAUCCGCUCGCAAAUGGGUCUCGUAUCGCAGGAACCCGUUCUGUUUGACCGAACCAUCGCCGAGAACAUUGCCUACGGAGACAACACCCGUGACAUUGCGAUGCCGGAGAUCAUCGAGGCAGCCAGAAUGGCAAAUAUCCACGAGUUCAUCAUUAAUCUUCCCAAGGGAUAUGACACCAGUUUAGGAACUAAGGGAGCUCAGCUAUCCGGCGGUCAGAAACAGCGCAUCGCUAUCGCUCGUGCUUUGGUAAGAAAUCCACGAAUCCUGCUACUGGAUGAAGCAACAUCGGCUUUGGAUAAUCAAAGCGAGAAAAUUGUGCAGAAUGCUUUGGACCACGCUCGGAAGGGACGCACCUGCAUCAUCAUCGCACAUCGAUUGACAACCAUUCAGAAUGCGGACGUAAUCUGUGUCAUACAGAAUGGAGUUGUCGUCGAAAGCGGCACUCAUGAUGAACUUUUGACUCUGAAUAAGAUCUACGCGAAGCUCUACAGCAUGCAGCAGGUGGCUUAGAAGUGCACUUAACUUGCACGUACGCUCAGUAUUUAUUGUUACUAUACAUUUUUAUCUCGAUUUGACGAUGAAAACAGAAGACUUUACGUGCCGUAACGGAUGUAUGUUUUAAGUACAUUCGCCCAUCUAACGCAUAUCGGUUCUGAGGACGUCUCAGUAAUAGCUGCAAGCAAAGCUGUAUUUUUGCGUUAGAUUUAGAUUAGAUGUGAUAUUUUGAAAACGCCUCUUUAGUACUUAAAACUUGAAAUGUGUACGAUAAGAAAGCUUCUAUAGCCAUAUACCGAACAUCUUGUAAUCCAAAUAAUCAAUAAUUGUACAUAAACAGAUGUUAUGAAACUAAAUCCAAUGUACAUCCAUAACAGCCACUAUAUUCAACGUGCACAUAUAUUCUACACAAAACAUUGAGUAACAUUUUUCCAGUUUUCUCCACUGACUAAAAAAACAAGCUUUCAAGUAUUCAUAACGAGUUACUCAACUAUUUAUAAACGCAGAAUCUUCAAAGUGAUAGCUGUAAGAAUUUCGAAUGCCUAUCCACUCGCUUUUGUUAUAAUCUAUUUGUAGUUAUGAAAUAAACUUUU
Messenger RNA from Ochlerotatus camptorhynchus, 5070 nucleotides. RefSeq names its product Multi drug resistance 49 (gene Mdr49). The transcript is spliced from 11 exons. Gene Ontology annotation, biological process: transmembrane transport. Lineage: Eukaryota; Metazoa; Arthropoda; Insecta; Diptera; Culicidae. The record is from RefSeq and is a predicted model, not a curated record. Gene Ontology annotation, molecular function: ABC-type oligopeptide transporter activity; ATP binding; ATP hydrolysis activity. Gene Ontology annotation, cellular component: membrane. Bases 569 to 4492 code for a protein of 1307 amino acids.